Messenger RNA from Cannabis sativa, 815 nucleotides. Its product is annotated as cytochrome P450 81D11-like. The record is from RefSeq and is a predicted model, not a curated record. The coding region runs from base 242 to 724 and encodes 160 amino acids. The transcript has a single exon. Gene Ontology annotation, molecular function: iron ion binding; oxidoreductase activity, acting on paired donors, with incorporation or reduction of molecular oxygen; heme binding. NCBI's taxonomy places the organism in Eukaryota, Viridiplantae, Streptophyta, Magnoliopsida, Rosales, Cannabaceae.
AUUAAUAUGAUAAUAUUAGAUUAAACUUACUUUCUAUAUAUUUAUUUUUAUUUAUAUAUCAAGAAAUAUGUAAUCUAAAGAUAAAAGUUGCAUUUUAUUUUUUGUAUUUCAGGUUCUAUUAUUGGCCGGAACAGAUACGUCAUCUGUGACAUUAGAAUGGGCAUUAUCAAAUCUACUUAACCAUCCUGAAGUUUUAGAAAAGGCUAAAGCUGAAAUUGACGAAAAAAUUGGUGAAAAAUUAAUGGAGGAAGAAGACAUUUCAAAAUUACCAUAUCUUAACAAUAUUAUCUCAGAGACCCUACGACUGUUCCCACCCGCUCCAAUGCUCCUACCUCACUAUUCAUCAGAAGAUUGUACUAUUGAAGGAUAUGACAUUCCACGUGAUACAAUGGUUAUGGUUAAUGUGUGGGCUAUACAUAGAGAUCCCAAGUUAUGGGAUGAUCCUCUAAGUUUUAAGCCAGAAAGAUUUGAGAGGAUUAAUGACGAAAAGUACUUGAUGCCAUUUGGAUUAGGAAGAAGAGCUUGUCCUGGACAUGGCUUAGCCCAACGUGUAUUGGGCUUGACUUUGGGGUCAUUGAUUCAGUGUUUUGAAUGGAAAAGAAUUGGUGAAGAAAAAAUAGACAUGACUGAAAGCAAAGCUACUGCAAUGCCUAAACUUGUGCCAUUAGAAGCAAUGUGCAAAGCUCGACCUAUUAUGAAUUCAAUUCUCUUGAAAGCUCAUUAAAAAUAUAAGCCAAUUAGAGAAAUAAUAAAGUUCAUUAUGUAUUAUGUUUGCUAUUAUUUUUAAUAUAUAUACUAAGUUUGAAUCUGUUAAA